AUGCAGCUCGUACUCGUCUUUUUCGUCCUCCUGUCCCACGUUACCAAGGUUACAGCGGUGGCCGGUUGCCACAGCGACAGAGACAAGGACCACCGGCCGAGAGAGAACUGCACGAGUGCCAGCUUCAGCGACGUCCCGGCGGGAUUUGAGCUCAACACCAAGGUUCUGUUAUUUCCCAGCAACCAGUUCUCCGGUUUGUCCUGGUCCUCCUUCCAGAUCUUUAGAGAGAUCUAUGAGAUCGACCUCACCGGCAACAAGGUUCCUGAGGUGACCUCCAUCGUGUCUCCGAUCCUGCCCAGCCUCAGCGUUCUCCGACUGGGUUCCAACCGUCUGAAAGCCCUCUCUGACGGCUCCUUCUCCGCCUGUCCAGGUCUGACUGAACUCUACCUGGAGAACAACGCCAUCCACUCUCUGAGCGAUCACACCUUCUCUGGACUCAGCAAGCUGGAGAUCCUGGACUUGUCAUCCAAUCAUAUCAAGGUGCUUCCUGAGCUCAUGCUCCACCCCCUUCCUGCCAUAGAGACCCUCUACCUGGAGUACAACAAGAUCAAGGUGAUGCCAGACGAUUGGUUCAGCCAGAAGAAGGAGGUGCCGUACCUCUACCUCUCAUCCAAUGACUGGGUCUGCACCUGUUCCCUUGGUUACUUGCGUGAAUACCUUGACGAGUACGAACUCAACGUCUACGUCCGGGAUGGCACGAUCAUCAGGAGCGACGCAGAGAGUGUGGUGUGUGACUCUCCACCGUCGCUUAAAGGUAAACCUGUAAUCACUCUGGAAGAAUCAGAUUUAUGUCCAUCUGGUCCAAUCGGAGACUUCGAGCCAAUGCCAAUUACCAGCACAUUUUACGAGAUAACUGCUGCUGCUGCUGUUCCUACUAUCCCAGCUACUAUCACUAGUUCUCCUCCUCCUACCACUUCUACUUAUCCGAUUCCAGCUACUGAAGUUGCCAGUACAAUCGGUUCCACAGCGUUCGAAAGAGAACUCUACACUGAGUACUACAGAGUAGUCACAUGGUCCUGGUACCAAACCUUCACCCAUCUCAUUGAAUGGUCAGAUCAUUCAGGGUUGCACAUUUCGGCUACUCAUCCUACUUUUCCUACAGUCAAACCCUCACCUGAAAGUCCUGCUAUCAUGACAACCGCCACACCAACCAAACCUGUUGAGACAACCAAAUCUGUUCCUUCAACCAAAGCUUUUGCAACACGGAAACACCGGGUAACCAGAACAACCACCACUACUAAGGCAACCACUGGGGCAACCGCUGGGGCAACCGCUGAGACAACCACUGGGGCAACCGCUGUGGCAACCGCUGAGGCAACCACUGGGGCAACCGCUGAGGCAACCACUGGGGCAACCGCUGUGGCAACCACUGGGGCAACCGCUGUGGCAACCGCUGGAGCAACCGCUGUGGCAACCGCUGGGGCAACCGCAGGGGCCACCGCUGAGGCAACCGCUGAGGCAACCGCUGGGGCAACCGCUGGGACAACCGCUGGGGCAACCGCUGAAGCAACCACUCAGGCAACCACUACGUCGAUCCCUUCACGUGGUAAAAUGAUUGCUGUCAGAGGUGCAGGCGUUUUCUGUUGUUGGCUUUUCGCAGGGUGCCUGCUGCUGUGCAUGGCAUCAGCAGCAUGUAUAUUGGCGACGCUGGCGAGGAUGGUCGUCUGGUACAGGAAGGUGUACAAGCCGCUGAGUUUGUUGCUGGCGAGGAGGGGAGGAAGUCAUGAGGGAGUGAAGCUGUUAACAUCCGGGGGGAGGGAAGAAAGGGAGGUGGCGGGAGGAGGCGUGAUGGCGCUGUAUCGCUCUGUUCUGUUCAUCCACAGAGAGGGAGACGCUAUGGAGAGGGAAGAUGGAGGAGAGGGACAUGAGGAAGGAGGAGAAGGAGGGAAAGAAAAACUCCUUGUCACUCUGGAGCCGACAGGAGGAGGAGCGACGAGAGAGGAAGAAGGAGAAAGAGGAAGGAGGGAGGAGAGAGGAGUGUACAGGAAGACAUUGUUCCGUCUGUUGAGCAAAGAGGAGGAGAUCGAGGGAUGGAAGGAGGUGAUGGAGGAGUGUCGGGUCUCUGCAGAAGAUGCAGAGAGGAGGGGAGGAGGGAGGGAUGAAGGCAUGGAUAGAGAGAGGAGUGGAGGAGGAGGAGUGUCCAAAAAGCGCUACAGUGUAAUUCUGAGGGAGGAGAGGGGGGAGGCAAGGGGAGGGAGAGAGGAGCUGGACUGGGUGGUAGGGGGGUGGGAGGUGAAAGGAGGAGCAGGGGAGGGUAGGGAGGAGCCCAGGAGCAGCUGGGGGGAGUGGCUGGCACACUACUUACCCAGCAUGCCCUGGGGAGUGACCACACCUCCUGAGGACGAGGCAGCUCAGUGA
Molecule: messenger RNA, 2358 nt
Organism: Micropterus dolomieu (smallmouth bass)
Lineage: Eukaryota; Metazoa; Chordata; Actinopteri; Centrarchiformes; Centrarchidae
Product: leucine-rich repeat-containing protein 4B
Exons: 6
Coding region: 1-2358 (785 amino acids)
Molecular function (GO): protein binding
Source: RefSeq, a predicted model, not a curated record